Messenger RNA from Hibiscus syriacus, 533 nucleotides. RefSeq names its product ELMO domain-containing protein B-like. NCBI's taxonomy places the organism in Eukaryota, Viridiplantae, Streptophyta, Magnoliopsida, Malvales, Malvaceae. The transcript has 5 exons. The record is from RefSeq and is a predicted model, not a curated record. Bases 27 to 533 code for a protein of 168 amino acids.
CUAAUCCUUUUGUUCAUGAUUCUCUCAUGAGAUUAAGGAAGCGUCGCCAAUGCUUUCCUUCUUGCUCUUCUCUUCACAGAGUUGAUGAGGAUGAAGUUCACUGGAGACGAAAGAAAGCCCGUCUAGAGUUGGAAUGGCCACACAAUUCCACUCACCUCAUAUCACAGUUAGCUCAAUGUUUUACUAAUGCUAUGGUUGGACCACGAUCAUGGAUAGGAGGGCUCUUCAAUCGCUUCGGCAAGCGCACUGAGAAGUUUCUUGACUACACUUUGAAUCCUAUUCAGCAACAAAGACUUCGAAGGCUUCAAGAACGACUACACGUUCCCUUUGACGAGACUCAUCCCGACCAUCAGAAAGCUCUCAUAAAAUUGUGGAACAUUGCCUUUCCCAAUGUUGUUCUAACAGGCUUGAUCUCUGAACAGUGGAAAGAGAUGGGGUGGCAAGGUGUUAAUCCAUCAACCGAUUUUCGGUACGCUUCUGUCAUUUUCGUUUUACGACUUUUUAACUUGCUAUCUGUACAUAGAGGUAUCUAG